Molecule: messenger RNA, 1437 nt
Organism: Orycteropus afer afer
Lineage: Eukaryota; Metazoa; Chordata; Mammalia; Tubulidentata; Orycteropodidae
Gene: F10
Product: coagulation factor X
Exons: 8
Coding region: 1-1437 (478 amino acids)
Biological process (GO): blood coagulation; proteolysis
Cellular component (GO): extracellular region
Molecular function (GO): calcium ion binding; serine-type endopeptidase activity
Source: RefSeq, a predicted model, not a curated record
AUGGCAAGAGGGCUGUAUCUCAUCCUGCUCGGUGUCUCCUUGGCUGGACUCCUGCUGCCUGGGGCAAGUGUAUUCAUUAACCGGGAACAUGCCAACAAUGUCCUGCGGAGGAUCAGGAGGGCAAAUUCAUUUCUAGAAGAGGUGAAGAAAGGAAACCUUGAAAGAGAGUGUAUGGAAGAGACUUGCUCAUAUGAAGAGGCCCGAGAAGUCUUUGAAGAUAACGUCAAAACGACUGAAUUCUGGAAUAAAUACAAAGAUGGUGACCAGUGUGAAAGCAAUCCUUGUCAGAAUCAGGGCAACUGCAGAGAUGGCCUUGGGGAAUACACCUGCACUUGCGUGGAAGGAUUCGAAGGCAAAAACUGUGAAUUACCCAUACGGAAACUCUGCAGCCUGGACAAUGGGGACUGUGAGCAGUUCUGCAGCGAAGAGCAAAACUCAGUGGUAUGUUCCUGUGCCCUUGGGUAUACCCUGGGUGACAACGGCAAGUCCUGCAUCUCUACAGGGCCUUUUCCCUGUGGAAAAUCUACCCAGGGACGAAGUAAAAGGUCACUGGCACAGGCUGACAACAGUGGAAGUCCCCCAGCAAACUCCAUACUGAAGCAGUAUGAUGAUGGUGACUUUACUCCUACUGAAAAUCCUUCUGACCUGCUGAACUUAAAUCAGACAUAUCCUGAAGAGGAUGCCAGUGACCUUGUGCGGAUAGUGGGUGGAAGGGAUUGCAAAGAAGGAGAGUGUCCUUGGCAGGCUUUACUCGUAAAUGAGGAAAAUGAAGGGUUUUGUGGAGGCACCAUUCUGAACGAGUACUAUAUCCUCACCGCAGCUCACUGUCUCCAUCAAGCCAAAAGAUUCAAGGUGAGAGUAGGUGAUCGGAACACUGAAAAGGAAGAGGGCAAUGAAAUGUCCCAUGAAGUGGAAAUGAUAGUAAAACACAACAGAUUUGUUAGAGAAACGUAUGACUUUGACAUCGCCGUCAUAAAAUUGAAGACACCCAUCACAUUCCGGAUGAAUGUGGCCCCUGCCUGCCUACCGGAGAAGGACUGGGCCGAGUCAACGCUAAUGACUCAGAAAACAGGGAUUGUUAGUGGGUUUGGACGUACCCACGAGAAGGGCCGCCCAUCUACCACCCUCAAAAUGCUGGAAGUACCCUAUGUGGACCGAAACACAUGCAAGCUCUCAAGUAGUUUUUCAAUCACCCCAAACAUGUUCUGUGCUGGCUAUGACUCAAAACCUGAAGACGCCUGUCAGGGAGACAGUGGGGGUCCCCACGUCACUCGAUUCAAAGACACCUAUUUUGUCACUGGGAUUGUCAGCUGGGGAGAAGGAUGUGCCAGGAAAGGAAAAUAUGGAGUCUAUACCAAAGUCACCUCCUUCCUCAAGUGGAUCAAUAAGUCAAUGAAAGCCAAGAUUGCAGUUGAGCCACAGACUACAUCCCCUUGA